GACGAAGGCAUCCAUCCUUUGUAAAGCCGUUCACUUAUUCAUUCACUCUCGGCGCAGCGCUGUCAAUUACACACUCUUACAUAGGACUACUCAUUAAACCACCACCAAUCAAACCCUAGUUUUUUUUUUUUACUAAAAAACCCUAAUCUGGUCUGUCUAAUCAACUCCUUUUGCUAAUUCACGCUAAGGUAAUCAACAGAUCUCCUUUGUUCUAAUUUGUUAAUAUCUCUGUGUUUAUUCACUGUGUGGACUUGUUUUGGACUCUGAGCUGUGAGUUUGCUUAGUUUAGUUUUCAAUUGCUUUCGAUAAUGGAUGAUUUGGAGAAGGCGAUUUUGAUUAGUUUUGAUGAAUACGGGACUGUUAAUCCGCAACUUAAGUCACAGGCGGUUGCUUUUUGUCAACAAAUUAAGGACAAUCCGUUGAUUUGUAGUAUUUGUGUCGAGAGGCUGUGUUAUUCGAAACUAGUUCAAGUUCACUUCUGGUGCUUGCAAUGCUUACAUGAGGUGCUUGGUGCCAAGUACUCUUCGAUGAGUCCUGACCAGAAGGCGUUUGUUAGGAAGUCAUUGUUUUCUAUGGCGUGUUUUGAGGGGAUUGAUGAUAACAACUCCAUUAGGUUGUUGGAUGGCCCUGCUUAUAUUAAGAAUAAGCUUGCGCAGGUUUUGACUACUUUGAUUUAUUAUGAGUACCCGGGGGUGUGGUCUUCCGUGUUCCUUGAUUUUUUGCCGAAUUUGAGUAGGGGUGCGGUUGUUAUUGAUAUGUUUUGUCGGUUACUGAAUUCGCUUGAUGAUGAAUUGAUUAGUUUGGAUUAUCCCCGGACGCCGGAGGAGACUUCUGUUGCUGCACGGGUUAAGGAUGCAAUGAGGCAGCAGUGCAUAUCUCAAAUUGUAAGAGCGUGGUAUGACAUUGUCUCUAUGUCCAGGAACUCCCAUCCUGAAAUAUGUGCUAGUGUUUUGGACACUAUGAGGAGAUAUAUUUCUUGGAUAGACAUUGGGUUAAUUGUAAAUGAUACCUUUCUCAGGUUGUUGUUUGAGUUGAUUUUGGUUGAUGGUGGGUUGGAUCAGCUCAGAGGGGCUGCUGCGAGUUGUGUUCUUGCAGUAGUAUCCAAACGUAUGGAGCCACACCUGAAGCUAAAUCUUAUAAAAAGUCUUCAAAUUAGUAGAGUUUUUGUUUUGUUAGGUGAGGAUAAGGAUUCCGAGUUGGUUGCUAAUGUAGCAGCUUUGCUUACUGGGUACGCUACCGAAGUUCUGGAAUGUUACAAGCGCUUGAAUGCCGAGGAUAAAGGCACUUCAUUGGAUCUUUUAAACGAGGUUCUGCCGUCAGUUUUUUAUGUCAUGCAGAAUUGCGAGAUUGACACAACAUUCAGCAUUGUGCAAUUUCUUUCCGGCUAUGUUGCCACAAUGAAGAGCCUUUCUCCAUUAAGGGAGACCCAACUUCAUCAUGUGGGUCAGAUACUGGAUGUGAUACGUAUUCAGAUUCAGUUUGAUCCCGUAUAUCGUGACAAUCUCGAUGUAUUGGACAAAAUUGGGAAAGAGGAAGAAGAUAGGAUGAUGGAGUUCCGAAAGGAUUUGAUCACAUUGUUCCGUAGUGUAGGUCGUGUAGCACCUGACGUAACCCAAAUGUACAUUCGGAACUCAUUGAUCAGCUCGGUUGCAGCACCUCCUGAAAGAAACGCAGAAGAGGUAGAAGCUGCUCUGUUCCUCUUCCAUGCAUUUGGAGAAUCUUUAAGUGAUGAGGCACUGAGAACAGGAAAUGGUCUGUUGAAAGAGCUGGUACCAAUGCUCUUAUCGUCAAGGUUUCCUUGCCAUUCUAAUAGGCUUGUUGCACUUAUAUAUUUGGAUACAAUAACCAGAUAUGCCAAGUUUGUUCAAGAGAAUAACCAGUAUAUACCUCUGGUUCUGGCUGCUUUCUUGGAUGAACGUGGUAUACACCAUCCAAAUGUUAAUGUGAGUCGCAGAGCGAGUUAUCUUUUCAUGAGAGUUGUUAAAUUACUCAAAGCCAAGCUCGUGCCUUUCAUAGAGACUAUAUUGCAGAGCCUGCAAGACACAAUCGCUCAAUUCACGAGAACACAUUGUGUGGAAAACGACCUCUUGGUGGCAGAAAAUGGUAGUCACAUAUUUGAGGCUAUUGGCUUAUUAAUUGGAAUGGAAGAUGUGCCGGUGGAGAAGCAAACUGAUUUCCUUUCAUCGCUGCUUAGUCCUCUUUGUCAGCAGAUUGAGGCAUUGCUUGCAAACGCCAAAGUUCAGAACCCAGAAGAGUCUCCAGCGAAAUUAUGGAAUAUUCAGCAAAUAAUUAUGGCCAUUAAUGCCCUCAGCAAGGGAUUUAGUGAGCGACUUGUUACUGCUAGCCGACCUGCAAUUGGUCUCAUGUUCAAAAAGACAUUGGAUGUACUUCUACAAAUACUUAUCAUCUUCCCAAAGAUAGAAUCCCUGCGGUAUAAGGUGACGUCGUUUGUACAUCGAAUGGUGGACACGUUAGGUGCAUCUGUGUUCCCUUACCUUCCAAAAGCUUUGGAGCAAUUGCUUGUGGAAAGUGAGCCUAAAGAGUUGGUGAACUUCCUUGUUCUAAUGAAUCAGUUAAUGUGCAAAUUCCGAACUGCAGUCCAAGAUAUAAUGGAAGAAGUAUACCCUGUUAUUGCGGGUAGAAUUUUUAAUAUUCUUCCCAGGGACGGAUUUCCUUCUGGGCCUGGUAGCAACACUGAGGAAAUUCGUGAACUGCAAGAGCUCCAGCGCACGGUGUAUACAUUUCUUCAUGUCAUAGCAACACAUGAUCUGUCCGCAGUGUUCCUUGCCCCAAAAAGUAGAGGAUACUUGGAUCCGAUGAUGCAAUUGCUAUUGCACACUUCAUGUCAUCACAAAGACACUCUCAUUAGGAAGGCAUGCGUACAAAUAAUUACUAGACUGAUCAAGGAUUGGUGUUCCAAGCGCUUUGGAGAAGAGAAGGUGCCUGGUUUCCAAAUUUUUGUAAUCGAGGCUUUCGCAACGAAUUGUUGUUUGUACAGUGUGCUUGACAAGUCCUUCGAUUUUCGUGAUGCAAACACUCUUGUCUUACUAGGAGAAAUUGUAGUGGCUCAGAAGGUCAUGUAUGAAAAAUUUGGCAAUGACUUCCUUACUCAUCUUGUAUCAAAAGGUUUCCCGGCUGCACAUUGCCCCCAAGCUCUGGCAGAACAGUAUUGCCAAAAGAUUCAGGGGGAUAUAAAAUCAUUGAAGUCAUUCUAUCAACUAUUCAUAGAAAACUUGAGACAAGAGCAAAAUGGAAGUCUUGUUUUCAGAUAGCGUUGGCAUAUCUGAGCCAUUUGGUCAAAUUUUAGAAUUGUGGGAUGAUGAUGUUCUGUAAUAUUGAAACAGUUUUGCGCACGGAAGGUAUCGUAUCUGUAUAUAACUUUUCCCAAAGAUCUUAUGGCAUUGAGAGGUGUAUAUUUGCGGAAGCAGUAACUUGAAUAUGACGUGCAACACAUGAAAUGGUUUUCUGGAGCAUGAGCAAUAUUAAUGUUGUCUUGGUUAGGAAGAAUGUUGUGUUUCUAGCAAGAAUGACAGAAUGUCUAUAUCAGAAGUUUUGGAUUUUCCUUUGAUUGGCUGUGGUUCCUUGGAUGUGUAUUACAGAUAUGUGUGAUUUUGAUUCCAAAAGUGCGGAGGGAACAAGUGGUUCGGUUCUGUCUUCAUGCCUUUCACGAGCGAGAAAAAGGUGAGCCUGUUAUUGGCCUCCCUGACGUAGUAUUGAAUUGACUUGUUUUCUGUUAAUCCAAAAGUGAUUCAAGGUGUUAUCAUUUGAAACAAGAAAAUGAAAAGGUGAAUCAUAAUCAAGCGUUUCACAUAUAGUAAUAUGGUGUUUAUGCCAAGUGGCAAGUGCUGCUGCCGGGCUAUCAUUCAAGUUUCAUACUGGUAGUGGUAGCAACCCGGGCCUUAUAUGUGGACUUUGGCUUUAUUCUGACGCCGACAGAUUGGAGUCAAUUGUUUCACCUAAUCGGGCCUCUUAAUUUCUUUGUUGGAAGGCUGGUUGGGCUUUUAGAAACCUGGUGGUAACCACCAUAAUCUAAUCUAAUGAUGAUUGAAGAAAAAACAAAAUCAAAAUAUGGAAAUUUCAAUAUUUCACAAUGUAUUCAACCAGCUUGGUCAUCGAGAAUACUCGAGCACUUGUACGUUACAUCGCCCGUAUGAAACAAGAAAUGUUUGUUUAAUCUCUGGGUUUUAAUCUCCUCAUAAUCCUUGGCUUGGUUUCUUUAUCCAAAGUAACCAGCUGUAAUAUGUUACUACUACUAAUCUCGUCAUUAUCCUUGCCUUUGUUGUACGUAUUGGUUGUUGGCUUUCGCGCA
This is a messenger RNA of Daucus carota subsp. sativus, 4309 nucleotides long. Its product is annotated as exportin-T. Lineage: Eukaryota; Viridiplantae; Streptophyta; Magnoliopsida; Apiales; Apiaceae. Gene Ontology annotation, molecular function: small GTPase binding; tRNA binding. Gene Ontology annotation, cellular component: cytoplasm; nuclear pore; nuclear matrix. The record is from RefSeq and is a predicted model, not a curated record. Bases 309 to 3272 code for a protein of 987 amino acids. Gene Ontology annotation, biological process: tRNA re-export from nucleus. The transcript is spliced from 16 exons.